Molecule: messenger RNA, 1105 nt
Organism: Ostrea edulis (European flat oyster)
Lineage: Eukaryota; Metazoa; Mollusca; Bivalvia; Ostreida; Ostreidae
Product: surfeit locus protein 1-like
Exons: 8
Coding region: 95-1060 (321 amino acids)
Biological process (GO): mitochondrial respiratory chain complex IV assembly
Cellular component (GO): mitochondrion; membrane
Source: RefSeq, a predicted model, not a curated record
ACAAAAUCGAAGGCACUGGGAAGACUAAAUGUGGUUUCCUUAUAAAGAAGAGCUUUACACCUUAUGAAAUAUCGAAAGAUCAUAUUCAUACAAAAUGUCCAGGAAUUUAUUUUCAAUGGGCUUUUCUCCACAUUGCCAUCAAUGCUGUAAAGGAUGGAACAGCAGAUUAGAAAUAAUUUUUAACCGUGUUAAAUGUCAAAUGAAAAUUCCAAGGAGGCAGAUGGCAACUCGAUCUCAAAUGUCCUCAAAGAAGUCACCCCCCAUCAAAUUCAAAACAAUGUCCACACCGGAGGUCAAAACAGAUGAACUUGGCACAAUUUCCAAAUUUAUCUUGGCAAUGUUUCCCAUAACAGCUUAUGGACUGGCAUAUUGGCAGUACGAGAGAAGAAAGUGGAAGCUGAAUCUUUUAAGCAUCAUUGAUGAGAGAGCAGGUGCAGAGCCAGUGCCCCUUGCAGAUCUAAUGCCUUCAAAAAAUUUGAAAGAUUUGGAAUAUACCCCAGUAUGGUUAGAAGGAGAAUUUGACCACAAACGAGAGUCGAUGGUUGGGUUUCGGCCAAAUUUCCAGCCUGAACUGACUCCCGAGGGAUUCAAAGCCAACCAUGGUGUGUUAAUUGUCACUCCAUUUAAAAUGAAGGACACUGGCCGUGAAGUAUUAGUAAAUCGAGGAUGGGUACCAAGGGCAUGGAUGGAUCCAGAUACAAGAAAAGAAGGGCAGAUAACUGGAAAUGUCAGAAUAUCUGGGAUGCUGAGAAACAAAGAAAAUAGAAAUCCUAUGGAUGUAAACCCCAUUCAGGAUCCACACAACUCUAGAUUCUUCAGUUCCAGAGAUAUACAAGUGAUUUCCAGCUUUUUGGGAACUGAUCCAGUAUUUAUAGAUUGUGAUCUAAAAAGCAGUGUAGAUGGUGGACCUCUGGGAGGACAGACUAAUCUAAGGUUCAAUAACAGACAUAUGGAGUACAUACUUACAUGGCUGGCCCUGGCAAUUGGUAUGUCUUUCCUGUGGUACAACAGAGUUUUCCCUAGGACAAUGGGGACAAGAUAUACUAGGAAGCGUUCCUGAUGAAUUGUUAUAUUGUGAUUUAUUAAAUUUCAUUCUGAAUAUCAA